AUGGAACAAUCUGAAAAAGAGGCUCUACAACGCGUUUCCUGCGUUCAGAUGGAAAAAUACAACGAUGUCGCGGUAAUUACACUUAACACUCCUGGCCAGGCAGAAUCAUUAUCAUUUGGUAAGCGCUAUACUAUUUGUCAGAAAGAAUUCCAGUAUUUUCAGCAAAACGUUCUCGAUGAAUCAAUUGGAGAACAGCUGAAAAACGCCGCAGAAACUGCUGUAGAAGAUGACAAUAUCGUUGGAGUUAUCAUCAUUUCGGCAAAACCAAAAAGUUUUGUAGCAGGUGCAGAUAUAAAUAUUUUGGAAAGCACUGAUGGUCCAGAAUUAUUUUGUCAGUCUCGCCGUUGUCAAGAUAAAUUUCGAAAAGUAGAAAAGUCAUCUGUGCCUGUAGUGGCUGCAGUUAUGGGUACUUGUAUGGGCGCAGGACUUGAGCUUAUACUGUCCUGCCACUAUCGCAUCUGUGUUGAUACAGACUGCACCGUAUUUUCAUUGCCGGAAGUUAGGCUUGGACUUUUACCGGGAGGUGGGGGAACACAGAGGCUUCCUCGACAAGUAGCGCUCCCAGUAGCACUCGACAUGCUUCUUACCGGGCGUAGCGUUAAUGCCAGACGUGCCUAUCAAAUUGGACUCGUGGAGCAGGUGAUAGAUCCUGUAAUGCUGGGUGAAAGUGAUAUUGAUUAUACUGCGUCUCUGGUACAUUUGCAAGAAAUAGCUGUAAAUACUUUAAGAAGUAGUCCCGUUGGUGAAAUGCCUGCUCCCUACGCAAUUUUGGAAUGUGUAGAAAAAUCUAUGAAUUGUAAAGGUGACGAAGGGUACUUAUUUGAAUCGACAGAAUUUGGCCGUCUAACGCAAACAAGAGAAUCUAAAGCACUAAUUAGCCUUUUUCACGGCAUAACUAAAUGCAAAAAGCAACGAUUUGGUGAAGCACCUGAGUUGAGGUAUUUGAUAACAGUCACUAUCAUUGAGCCAAAUCAUCAGUUGAGGGCGAAGGCAAACGAGUAUGUUGAAAAACAUUUUUUACGAGCUGUGGAAAAAGGAAAAAUUUUGCCAAAGAAAGCAAACUCUGCAAAACGGAACAUUUACAUUGUGGAAACAUACGAAGAGCUGCAAAAUGCUAAUAUCGUUUUAGUCGCGUUACCUUUAGAUGUUCCUGAUGAACGAAUUAGUGGCGAAAUCAGAGAAGUAGAAAACAGAGUUGCGAAAACAGUCCCGAUCUUAAUACAUGUUUUUGGGAAAUCUGUAAAAGAUGUAGCUGGCUCGGCGAACUUCCCUAACAGGAUAGUCGGCGUUUGUUACGGGGUUCCAUAUGGUACCAGUAAAUAUGGAGAGUUGAUAAGACACGAAAAGACCGAUACAGCUUCUGUAGCGAUGGCAGCAUUACUGCUACGCAAACAAGACCUGUAUACGAUUAGCUCAAAUGACAGUAACGAAAGGCCAGGGCAUUACCUAGUUCACUGUGUUCUUUCCAUGGUUUCUACUAUGUGUGAUGAAUUCCUCAACAGAAACUUGAAUAACGCUGUGGAAAUAGAUGAAUUCUCAAAAAAAGCAGGAUUCGUAGGCGGCAUUGCAGAAAUGUGCGAUUUAAUUGGAUUGAGUGCGAUUGCCAAGGCUUCUCGACGUUACUUAUCAUACAAAAACAAGUUGCAGUUUCUGCAUGAGCUGGUUCGUAGAAACAGGCAUGGCGAAGCAGUUGAGCAGGGGUUUUACGUUUACAAAAACGGAGAAAAACUUGAGAAGAUUCCAGAUGAAAGUCUUAAGCAGUCCCUAAAACAAGCACAAAGUGAACUAGAAUUCACCGUUACAACUCACUCAACAACAGGUGGCCCACAAAACCUUUUGCACUGCGUCACCAACGCAGCGCUACACUGCUACGAACAGGGCAUAAUAAGUUCACCGGAAGAGGGAGACGUUGGAUGCGUCUUUGGAGUCGGUUUCCCACCAUCUCUUGGCGGUCCUUUCCAUUACGUCGAUCAGUACAAGAACAAAAUCAAAGACAACAUUGCAGAAGUAACUGACUUAUGCGAACUCUUCAAAACUCACAUCACCCAUGGCGAUAAAAAAUUCUAUUAUUCUUGA
Enterobius vermicularis (human pinworm) is the source of this 2076-nucleotide messenger RNA. The record is from the annotation of a GenBank genome assembly. Lineage: Eukaryota; Metazoa; Nematoda; Chromadorea; Rhabditida; Oxyuridae.